AUGUGUGUUUGCUCUCUAAAAUUCCAGGUGGGCAUCAUCAAUGCACUUAUUGACCUGAAUGAGCAGCUACUGCAGAGCUCAUUUCUGAACAGCAGCAACCUGGGCUCCAGAAUGCCUGUGACUAUCUGCCUCUUUCACUCCCUCAACAACAUAACGAAAACUAGUGAAGCAAGUCGGCAAAGACCCAAGGACGACACUGAGCAGGUAGAAAAUACACUGGAAAUGUCCUUGCUGAGCCUCAGGAGGAUCCAGGAAGCAUUUCUACAGCAGAAUUGGUGUUCUGAGCCCACAGUGACUCUGACCUCUUUCGCUGCUACCCUGUUGCUGAGCAGGCAAAACAUAUCAACUUUGCCUCUGAGCUCUUACACCUUCGGUUCCCCAGCACCUGUGAAGUUAGGCUUUCCAUCAGCGUCAGUUUUGGAGCAGCUCUUGAAUAAACACCCAGGAGUUAACAUCCAAGUGAUAACAGGACUAGCUUUCAAUCCCUUCAGAGAUUUUGAUGACAGGAAGUUUGUUGGAAGCAUCGGAAGUGUGUUACUAAGCUCUAAUCAUAAAUUGCUCCAAGUCCAUGAUUUAAUGGAAGAUAUCAAUAUCGUGCUGUGGAGAAACGUGAGCACGGGCACCCAUCCCACCAGCCUCAACGUGAGCGCAGACUAUUUUACUAUCACAGUGAAUGUCACUUCCCUGGAGAAAUCCCUCAUAGUGUGCGUGGAGCCUGAAAGCCCCCUUUCAGUGACGCUGUACCUGGGGUUCCAGCACCAGCCUCACCACACACACUUCCACCUGGAUGUCUCCCUGCCAAAGGAGAAGGUGUCACAGAAAGAUGAGCAAUAUACACGGGUGCUGACUCCAGAGAGCCUGCAGUAUGGGGUUGGCACCUACUACAUAACAGCCCUGUUGAAUAGAAGUAAGGAGGGUGCCCAGCAGACGCCCGCCCUGUUCCCGGUGGUCACUGCCAUCACCCAGUCUUAUUUCUGGGACAGCGGCAACACGUGGAGGAGCAGCGGAUGCCAGGUUGGGCCACAGAGCCCACUUUUGAGGACACAGUGUCUAUGUAACCACCUGACCUACUUUGGCGGCGGUUUCUUCAUUGUGCCUCGGACAGUGAACGUGGAAGACAGAGCUGAGCUGUUCCUUCGCGUGACCAGCAACACCGUCGGGGUGUCCCUGCUGGCCAGCCUUAUUGGAGUCUAUAUGCUCAUAUUUGUGUGGACUUGGAGAAAGGACCAAGCCGAUAUGCAGAAGGUGAGGGUCACUGUCCUGGCUGAUAAUGACCCCAGCUCUCAGUUCCACUACCUUAUUGAGGUCUCCACGGGCUAUCGAAGAAGGGCUGCUACAACAGCUAACGUGGUUGUCACCCUGUAUGGAUCAGAGGGGCAGAGCGAGCCCCACCAUCUUUGUGAUUCCCGGAAAGCAGUCUCUGAACGAGGGGGACUGGAUGGCUUCCUCCUGGGCACUGCGUCUUCUCUGCGGGAAUGACACCGCCUGCAGCUCUGGCAUGACAGUUCUGCCGCCAGCCCUUCUCGAAUUGUCACUGACAUGGCAGGUAAAAGGAAAUGGCAUUUCCUGUGCAAUUGUUGGCUGGCCACGGACCUUGGAGACUGUGAGCGUGACUGGAUCUUCAUACCGGUCUCAAAGAAGGAGCUCUUUUCCUUUAGACACCUGUUCUCCUCCAUGAUUGUAGAAGAUUUCACCCAGGAUUGUCUGUGGCUCUCAGUCACAACUUGACAUCCCUGGACCCAGUUUACAAGAGUCCAGCGGCUCACCUGCUGCAUGACCCUCCUUCUCUGCAACAUGGUCACCUAUGUCAUGUUCUAGAAGAUGAACGGCACCACCACCAAGAGACAUGAGCAAGCUGGUUGUAUGUCAUGGUUUGCUUUCAUGGGCCCAUUUGCUGUGACCUGGUCAGAACUGCUCGUCAGCAUCCAAACUGCUGUCAUCCUUUUCCCCGUCAGUCUUGGGAUUGGGCGGCUUUUCCCGUUGAUUCAACCACAGGAACCUCUACCUCUCUUUCCUCCCAUCCAGGCCUCCUGCCUCUCAGAUGCUUCUUUUGAGCCUCUCUCUCUCUCACAGAGAUAGUUGAGGUAAGUUUGGUAUCAAAUUUUACAGAAAUUAAAGGAAACUGUGGGAUUCCUGCUCAGAAGAAAUACGUACCUCUCUGAGUGUGAACAGUCUUCAUGGAGUCUUUCUUACAACAUUAACCAGCUGGUGAAGCUUUUAUCCAGCCUCGUCUGUUCUUACUUAGAGGGUCAAGGCCGUCACCAGCCGGCAGGACCCUACUGGGCAAAUGUGGUUCCUGAAAAUCACCAUCAUUUCCACAGUUACCUGCUCAGAGUUGCGAGGCUCCAGUCUCACUUAGGCACACUGGGUCCCGCCCAGGCCCAUCAGCCCUGUGACUUCCUGGAUGCAGUCAGCCAACUGCAAGAACUCCAGGAACUGUUGGAAAUGUGUAUUCUUCCCAUAGAGCAAGGGCCAUCCAGGGACGCAGCCAGAGCCUUCCCCAUCCUGAGCCCAGACGGGAAGCAGCCCAUCUCUAAUGGCCGGCUCAGAUGGUUGACUUACUUCUGCUGGCUCCUUCUGGUGUCACUAGCCUGGCCUCAGCCUUUUUUUACAGCACUUUAUAGCCUGGAAGUGAACAAAGACCAAGCCACCAGCUGCGUUAUUUCGAUAUUAUCUUUGCUUCAGAACAUCUUCAUCACCAGUAAAGUCCGAGUGAUCUUCCUCACAUUGUUUUACUCACUGCGGCUGAACAGGAUGCUGUGGCCUCACAAAGAGAAGGAGCAUCAAACCAAGAGGAUCUUGGCAGUCUUGGCAAGAUGUCCUUCAUCAUUACCCGGUUCAAGAGAUGAAAACAACCCCAUCUACGUAGCCCCAGCUAUGAAUGGUCCAGUUAAGCACCCAGAAAGAACCUUGAAAGAGAAGAAAUUCUUCAAGUUGACAGGAGAUAUUUUGGUACAAAUACUUUUCCUUAUCCUGUUGAUGACUGCAGUCUACUCAGCACACAACUCCAAUAGAUUUUACCUCCGUCAAGCUAUCCACAAGAGCUUUCCUUACCGCUUCUCAGAGAUCAAACUUCUCAAGCAUUUCCACCCCUGGGCCAGUAGCACCCUCCUUCCUAACCUGUACAGGGAUUACAGAGUUUAACCUGCUGCUUGGAUGGAGCAUCUCUGACUACUGAACUUUUCUCAGUUCAGCAGUGACUGUUGUUGGUCUCCUGAUGG
Messenger RNA from Mesoplodon densirostris (Blainville's beaked whale), 3221 nucleotides. RefSeq names its product polycystin 1 like 3, transient receptor potential channel interacting (gene PKD1L3). NCBI's taxonomy places the organism in Eukaryota, Metazoa, Chordata, Mammalia, Artiodactyla, Ziphiidae. Gene Ontology annotation, cellular component: membrane. Gene Ontology annotation, biological process: detection of mechanical stimulus. The record is from RefSeq and is a predicted model, not a curated record. Gene Ontology annotation, molecular function: calcium channel activity; protein binding.